ACAAUCAAAUUUGGGGGGUGGGAGAGAAGGCAGAGUACAGCAACAGCAUCGUCUCAGCCAGGACAUCCAUGGGCAUUGGCAUGAAUCAAGGAAGAGAACACAGAAGCUUGUCCUCCUAAGAUACAAGAAUGUCUGAGACAACUCCCCAGAGGCACAGGGCUCCAGUGAUUAUUGGAGGAUGCAAAUCACGGCAUCCUAAAAUGUUCCACCUGGAAGGAAUGAGAGGUCAUCGAUUUCAGCCCUUCCUUGUGACAGAUGAAGACAAUGAAGUACAAAAUGGGGGGAUUACUUGUUCAAAGACACACUGUUAUUUGCUAGCCAAGCGAGGCCUGGGAUCUCACCCUCCACUCCGUUAUUCUUUCCAUUGUACAAUGAUGCCUCGAAUGACAGUGCUAAGACAAUCCAAGUUUCCAAGCAUUUCAGGACCACGGAUCUCUUCCUCUGCCAUGAAUACUUUUCCUGAUAUUACAUCCUCUCGCGCAACCAGCUUACCAGACAUCUCAAAGACUCCUGGACCUGGUGAGGUGCCCACCCCUGCUCAGGUCCUGCCACCCCAGUACCAAUGCAGUGCUCUCCGGCAUGGGGUACAUAACACGGUGUUCUCAGCAGACUGUGCCUUGGGGGACACACCAAGCACUGAACAGCUGAGGCGGAAUUGUACCAUCUACCGGCCCUGGUUCUCCCCUUAUAGCUACUUUGUGUGCACAGAUAAAGAAAGUCACUUGGACACCUACAGCUUCCCAGAGGUACAACGGGAUGAGGGCAGGGAGGGCAGGGGGGACACUGGCCAGCCUGAGGAUAUGGCCGAGAGCAUCUGCUCUUCCUCCUCCUCCCUGGAGAACGCCUGUCCCCGGGAAACCACCAAGAAACCCAGACCCGGCCUGGACUCCAAGGACUACAUCACAUCCCAAGACAUCCUGACAGCUUCCAAGUGGCACCCCGCCCAGCAGAACGGCUACAAAUGUGUGGCGUGCUGCCGCAUGUACCCCACGCUGCACUCACUGAAAAGUCACAUCAAAGGGGGGUUCAAGGAAGGCUUCAGCUGCAAGGUGUACUACCGAAAACUCAAAACUCUCUGGGGAAAGGAGCAGAAGGCACGGCCAGGGGACAGGGUCUCCACCAGCAGCUGCCAGACUUUCAAGUAGACUUACAGCAGCCCAUUAGAUCAGACCAAAGGAAAAUACAGGGGGUUAAAAACUAUGUUAUGUCUAAAGAAGUGAGAAUAAAUCAAAGUAUUAGUCACAA
Antechinus flavipes (yellow-footed antechinus) is the source of this 1245-nucleotide messenger RNA. It is a transcript of the gene SPATA46, whose product is annotated as spermatogenesis associated 46. Gene Ontology annotation, biological process: fertilization. Bases 129 to 1145 code for a protein of 338 amino acids. NCBI's taxonomy places the organism in Eukaryota, Metazoa, Chordata, Mammalia, Dasyuromorphia, Dasyuridae. Gene Ontology annotation, cellular component: nuclear membrane. The record is from RefSeq and is a predicted model, not a curated record. The transcript is spliced from 5 exons.